AUGUUGUACAAUCAGUUUCAAAAUGUGGUGUCAGUCAGCGCUCUGGCACAUGUGCAACCUCAAAGGGUGAAAGAAGUCGCGACUGGGCUGUGGUCAGUGACUGGUGGCGGGGCUGCGCUGCCAGUGUGGGUGAAGCAGGGUAGAAGGAAGCCACUUUCGAGUGAUAGCAUUUGGUUUUCCCAUGAUCUGACAACCAGCAACCCAAGGAGAGCUUUCCUUUUCUUUUCCUGCGUAUCCACCUUCCCCUCUUGCCCUUUUCGCCCUCACCCCUCCCUGUUCACCUCACCCCCACCGGGCCCUGCCUUUGGUGAAAGAAAGAGACCAAAGUGCCACAAAAGGGCAAGGGUAGCUCAGUUUCAGACCCCAGGGCAACAUGUGUUCAGCGAACAAGAGUGUGAAGCCAUUUUGGAAGGUGGCAAUAUCCAGGAUGUGACCCUGAGAACUGUGCAGGCGGAGGAACGUGAGUAUAGGAUCAAAAGAGAAGUUGCUGAUGCAGCCAAAUUAACAAUGAAUGGAACUUCCUCUGUAGGAACCCUGGCUGUGUCACACGACCCAGUCAAGCUAGUAACUACCAGUCCUCUACCAGCAGAGAUGGAUAUUCCUCUAUUCUCUGGCAGUAUAACUCAGGUCAGAAGUCCUGUUGAAAGUGCAAUGAGCCUUAUUCCUGAAGAUGGCCUUCCUCCUAUUCUCAUCUCCACUGGUGUAAAAGGAGACUAUGCUGUGGAAGAGAAACCAUCACAGAUUUCAGAAAUGCAGCAGUUGGAGGAAGGUGGCCCUGACCCACUUGUAUUUGUUUUAAAUGCAAAUUUGUUGUCAAUGGUUAAAAUUGUACAUUAUAUGAACAGGAAGUGCUGGUGUUUUACAACCAAGGGAAUGCAUGCAGUGGGUCAGUCUGAGAUAGUCAUUCUUCUACAGUGUCUACCAGAUGGAAAGUGUUUGCCAAAGGAUAUCUUUAAUCACUUUGUGCAACUUUAUCGGGCUCUGGCAGGGAAUGUCGUGGGCAACUUGGGACAUUCCUUCUUCAGUCAAAGUCUCCUCAGCAGUAAAAAACAUGGUGGAUUUUUAUAUGUGACAUCUACCUACCAGUCACUGCAAGACCUAGUACUCCCAAACCCACCUUACUUGUUUGGGAUUCUUAUCCAGAAAUGGGAAACUCCUUGGGCUAAAGUGUUUCCUAUCCAUCUGAUGUUGAGACUUGGAGCUGAAUAUUAACUUUAUCCAUGCCCACUAUUCAGUGUCAGAUUUUGGAAGCCAUUAUUUGGAGAGAUGGGGCAUACCAUCAUGAAUCUUCUUGCAGACUUCAGAAAUUGCCAGUAUACCUUGCCAGUAGUUCAACGUUUGGUGGUUGAUAUGGAAGUUUGGAAAACCAGCGUAAAAAUUCCCAGCAACAGAUAAAAUGAGAUGAUGAAAACCAUGAACAAGUCCAAUGAGCAUGUCCUGGCAGGAGGUGCCUGCUUCAGUGAAAAGGCAGACUCUCAUCUUGUGUGUGUGCAGAAUGAUGAUGGAAGCUAUCAGACCCAGGCUAUCAGUAUUCACAAUCAGCCCAGAAAAGUGACUGGUGCCAGUUUCUUUGUGUUCAGUGGCACUCUGAAAUCCUCUUCUGGAUAUCUUGCCAAGUCCAGUGUUGUGGAAGAUGGCGUUAUGGUCCAGAUCACUGCAGAGAACAUGGAUUCCUUGAGGCAGGCACUGCGAGAGAUGAAGGACUUCACCAUCACCCAUGGGAAGGCGCACUCAGAGGAUCCCCAGGAGCACAUCCACAUCCAAGCGGUGGAUGAUGACAAGAACGUUAGCAAGGGCGUCGUAAGUCCUACAGAUGGGAGGUCCAUGGAGACUAUAACAAAUGUGAAGAUAUUCCAUGGAUCAGAAUGUAAAGCAAAUGGAAAAGUCAUCAGAUGGACAGAGGUGUUUUUCCCAGAAAAUCCUGACCAGCACAAUUGCCUCGGUGAUCCUGCAGAUCACGGUAGAUUGACUGAGCAUUUUACCAAGGCUUUUUGUCUUGCUCUCUGUCCUCACCUGAAGCUUCUGAAGGAAGAUGUAAUGACCAAACUGGUACUACGUGUGACACUUGAUUCAGAUCAGGUCGGCUAUCAAGCAGGGAGAAAUAGCCAGCCUCUUCCCUCGCAGUACAUGAAUGAUCUGGACAGCACCUUGGUGCCGGUGAUCCAUGGAGGGGCCUGCCAGCUCAGUGAGGGCUCUGUCGUCAUGGAACUCAUUGUUAUUUUUAAAAGUUUGGCCCAAGUGACUGCUGAUGAACAUAUGGGAUCUGGCUAA
Molecule: messenger RNA, 2271 nt
Organism: Nomascus leucogenys (northern white-cheeked gibbon)
Lineage: Eukaryota; Metazoa; Chordata; Mammalia; Primates; Hylobatidae
Product: zinc finger FYVE domain-containing protein 9-like
Biological process (GO): endosomal transport
Cellular component (GO): early endosome membrane
Source: RefSeq, a predicted model, not a curated record